This is a messenger RNA of Papilio xuthus (Asian swallowtail), 2143 nucleotides long. RefSeq lists its product as uncharacterized. The record is from RefSeq and is a predicted model, not a curated record. The transcript has a single exon. Bases 304 to 693 code for a protein of 129 amino acids. NCBI's taxonomy places the organism in Eukaryota, Metazoa, Arthropoda, Insecta, Lepidoptera, Papilionidae.
UCAUGAAAUCUUCAUUCUUCGGAUAAACGUCCUAGGGUUAACAACUCCUUGCAGUCAGUGCGCGUGACAUUGAAGUGAAAGCCGGCGUUUUUUUCCUAACUAAUUUCAUAUGUUAUCAAAGUUAUCUCGUUUAUUAUAAACUUUGAACAUAUAAAAUCUUAAAAGAACUAUAAAGUGUGAUCGAAUAUACGUAGUGACUAGUAUCGAUUGCAGAGCUACCUAUUCUCGGGAUUUCUCAUCGCGCCGCUCUCGGUACUUCUCCAAAAACGUUAAAGCACAAGAGGAACCGUUACCGUCGCCGAGAUGGCGUUUAUGAUGCCAGUAGUGAAGAACGAUUGGGAUAUUUAUCACACACAGCGCUCUCGCCGCACCUCGGAAUCAGCGGAGAAGGUGGUUGCCGGCGUGGGGGGCCGCGUGCGAAAGGUGUCGGAGUCACGGUCGGAGGGGCCGGCACUGUCGCCGCGUAUAGGCUCUGCGCUCAGCCCGCACCGCAGCGCACCCGCCAUGCGCUCCCUGUCCUACUGCCGCGCGCCGCACUCGCGGGUCUCCUUGCGAGCGCAAGACAGCCCCAAGGGCUCGGCUAGCCCGCCCAGCGCUUCGCGCGAUACGGAAAAGUUCCACAGCAGGUUGGUGGAGAAACUAAGAAGGGCUCUCGGUCGCUCUGAGUCCCGGCGCGAGGAACGCCGCUCAUGAGCUAACGAGGCGUGCUUGUGUGCAGGGCGCGCGCGGAGUCCCCCGAGCGCUCGCGCUCGCGCUGCGCCGCCUGCGUGCCCUACCUGUGACCACGCUGUGGUCAUGGCGCGCCCGCCGCAACACAAGCGCCGACACACUAUCUGUGAUACGUACGGGAUAGUGCCGAUGCAGAGUUGAGUAGAACCUAUGAAUGUGCUAACUUUAACCGCCUAAUGUUUCAGAAAUCCAGUCUAAUCGAUCAUAUUUGUGUUUAAAGACCGCCCAAUGCAAUAGUUUGUAGCCGUCAUAUUCAGGUCCGCUUCCCCUAACUGUUGCAUGAAUGUUUAUUCUGUAAUGCCGUAUUGUAAUAGCACUCAUCAGUAUUCGAUGGUAUUAUCUGGUCGUUGGAGGCAGUAAUUGUAUGUUUCAAGACUGUAUUUAGUUUAAGGGCAUGCACCGGGUGUUUUCCAUCUAAACAUGACAUUGUAUACUAUAACCCGGUUGUUACUUCGUAUAUGUUGUAUUUUAGUAGUUGAGUUUGGCAGUUCGCGAUUGAUAUCUGUGAUUUGUUAUUAAUAAGCAAUAGUGUUAUUUAUUUGGAGGCGAAUAUAGAAUAGUUCAAAGUACGCGAGAAGUUAAAAUAAUUGUCAUUGACUUAUAUUUAGUUCCGACUGUUUCAUUUCUUUCUUAAAUCUACAAUUUGUCGAGUUAAAUAAAAAAGUAUUAAAUUAUUAUAAUCAAAUAUAAAAUAGUCUCUAAAAUUUUGUUUAGCGGUAUUGAAUUUAUUAAAAUUGUCAGCACAUUAAAUAAAUUUCUACAAGUUCUUAAUACCAAUGUACUAUAUAUAAAUAAAUUUUACUGUUUGUAUUAAUAAGAUAAACGUGUCGUAGUCAUCGCGAAUGAGCAAGUGAUAAAUUAUCCUAAAUUAUCGACUAGUGAUGUAAAUCUUUAGUCUAUUUAAGCUAAUAAAGUACUUUUUGUUAUUAUUUUGCAUGAUUUUAUGUGAUGUUAAAAUGACUGUGUAAAUGGACCAGCUUUAUUAAAUUGUAUUAGCGAUAGAAAACAGUUAAACUGGAGACUGUCGUAUUAAAAAUAAUGCAGGUGUAACUGUAUUGUAAAUGUGAAACAUAUUUGAAUGGAAUUGAAAGAAGUGACAACUACUUAAUGAUUAGCAUUUUCAUACUUUUAGAAAAAGAAAUCCGCUGCGAAAAUAUAUUUUUAAAAUAGUUUGCCUCUGAUUUAAAUGAUAAAAGUAUGCUUUUUGCGGGGAUUAGCGAGGAAUAAGUUUAAAUUUAUGAACUGCCAUUUUGUCUUAAUGUAUCGUUUUCACAAUAAUAUGAACUGUCCUAAUUUAAUAAAGCACUUUUAGAACAGUGAAUACAUAUAUGUUUACGUCCGAUUUUUAAUUGCAUGAUAUAAACUGCGUUGUCUGAUCUGAAAUUUUUUCUAAAUAUAAAGCUUAUUCAGUAUU